This is a messenger RNA of Penicillium soppii, 1200 nucleotides long. RefSeq lists its product as uncharacterized. The transcript has 4 exons. Lineage: Eukaryota; Fungi; Ascomycota; Eurotiomycetes; Eurotiales; Aspergillaceae. The record is from RefSeq and is a predicted model, not a curated record. Bases 1 to 1200 code for a protein of 399 amino acids. Gene Ontology annotation, molecular function: S-adenosylmethionine-dependent methyltransferase activity.
AUGAUGCACACCUCGAUCUACCUCUCCCACUCCCUUGCUCUCCUUGUCUGCAUCGUCUUUCCCCUCUACCUCGCCAUCCGUGGCUCCGCCUCGUUGUCAGACAUCGCACUUGUCCUUUCCUCCCUCUCAGAGCGUGCCGAAGCCCUUCACUUCAAGCUCACCCCCUCGCUUGCCGCCUCUCCAGCACCAAUCUCCAAAUCCCUUCCCGAUGGACUGGCGCACUGCAUUAACUCCUUCGAGCAGUAUCCGGUUCUCGCCGAGCAAGUGCUCCAGCGGAAGCAUGUGCGGUAUUCCAAGCAGACGCCCGCGCAGAAGGCGAUAAGCAGCCAGCUCGGCUAUCCUGCACACUUCGAGAAAGCCAGGAAAGGAAUUGAGGUGAACGCCCGGUUCUCGGAAAAGAUUGCACAGAUUGCGAGGAGGGAUUACCACACCGGCCCGCGAACACCGGAGGACAAAGAAGUCGCGGAUUUUGGAGUGGUGGACCUGGCAUUUGCGCAUCUUUCGCGAGACUGGAGCACGCAGGGCGCAAAGGAAAGACAGGCCGUGUUUCCGCCUGUUCUAAGUGGGCUUGAGCAACAUUUUGGCGGGAGCGCGAGAGGGAACAAGGUGCUGGUACCCGGAAGCGGUAUGGGCAGGCUGGCAAGCGAUAUCGCUGAUCUCGGGUACGAGGUCACAGCCAACGAGCUGGACUACGGCUCCAUCCUGGCCUACCACCUGCUAACGAACCAUACGAGCUCGCUGCACCAGCACACCCUGCAGCCCUUCGUGACUAAAUGGACGCAUCAGGCCAACCCCUCCUCGCGCUACUCCGCCUUAACGGUGCCGGACCACUGGCCAAACAAGGCCGUCAAGCUCGUCGAGGGCGACUUCUUGGAGAUGUUCUCCCGGGACGGUGAGUUCGACGCCGUCGUCACGCUGUUCUUCAUCGACAUGUCUACAAACGUGAUUGAUUUCCUGAGCAACAUACAUCGGCUGCUGAAGCCUGGGGGGUGUGGAUCAACCUUGGGCGUACCGCUGAAAUGGAGCACCAACAGCGCUCUCCAGCUCUCCGCGGAGGAAGUACUCCAGCUGGCAGAUCUGCUCGGGUUCGAUGUGGACCAUACGUCCAGGAAGAACAUUGACAGCUUGUAUGCCGAGCAGCCGGAGACUUUGCUGAAGUUCACUUAUGUUACGCAGUUCUGGUCCGCAACGAAGAGGUGA